Molecule: messenger RNA, 1060 nt
Organism: Meloidogyne enterolobii
Lineage: Eukaryota; Metazoa; Nematoda; Chromadorea; Rhabditida; Meloidogynidae
Source: the annotation of a GenBank genome assembly
UGUUUGGUAGCCUUUCUUUCUAAGCUUCUUGUAAAUCUAAAUAUUGCCAAAAAAAAGGCGAAAACCAAUUUACUUUUACUCGCCUUAUCAAAUCUUCCCUAUCCUAUUCGGUGAGACGCGUGCUGCAAACCCUCGUAUUUGUCGCGGGGUUUGCGGCGCGUGUACUUGGUAACAUAAACCUCUACCCUUUUUUGGCAUUUAUUUCGAUUUGGCAAGAUAUGCGGAAACACUCUCUCAGUUGUUUUUUUAAAGCUUGUUGGCGUUAUUUUUGUUGAUAAAUCUUUCCAAAAAAUUGAUUUUUAAUAGCGAUUUUGUUUUCAACCUUAAAAAUUAUUUUUCUCUUUUUUAACAUUUUUAAGCAUUUAUAGGUCUACAAGUUUAAUUUAUUAGCUUAAAGAACAAAAAAGUCAAAGGGAAAAUGGCUCGUCGUGGAAAUAACAUGUUACCAAACGCCCAUUACCACAAACAUUGGCAACGUCGAAUCAAAACUUGGUUUAAUCAACCGGCAAGAAAGCAACGUCGUCGUUUGGCAAGAAUUGCAAAAGCUGCCCGUGUUGCUCCUCGCCCAGUUGGGGGCCUUCUUCGUCCAAUCGUUCAUUGCCCGACUAUUCGUUAUAAUAGCAAGCUUCGAUUGGGACGUGGAUUUACUUUGGAGGAAUUGAAGGCUGCUGGGUUUAGUAAAUAUGAGGCAAAGUCUUUGGGAAUUGCUGUUGAUUAUAGACGUACAAAUCGUUCUGUCGAGUCUAUCGAGAGAAACGCCAAGCGUUUGAAAGAAUAUCGUUCUCGUUUGAUUAUCUUCCCGAAGAAGUUGAGCAAUCCAAAGAAGGGAGAUAGCAGUCCUGAAGAACUCAAAAUGGCAAGCCAAGUUACUGGAAAAGUUGUUAUGCCACAUAAAGAACAGAAGCGUCGUUUGAAAGCACAGCCAAUAACUGAAGAAAUGAAAAACUUCAAAGUUUAUUGCCAUUUGCGUCGUGUACGUGCUGAUGCUCGAAUGAAGGGAAAGCGUGACAAGAAGGCAAAAGAAGCUGCCGAUGAAGGACUUGGAAAGGGUGGACGUUAA